AUGGAUCCAUCAUCAUGGCCGGCGUGGGCACGUCAAGUCUUCCUCCUCUUUGCAUGGUGCAUUAUAUGGACAUCUGUUGCGCAAGAUGAACCAGCCUUUAUCCCUUGCCUGUUAUGGGGGCACCGGUCGGCCGUGGUCCAUCGGAAGCUAUACAUCGACGGGGGCUUGGUCAACAACUACACCAAAGAAUAUGAAGAGUCCUCUAAGAAUUUCAGCAGUCAUGGAAUAUACACCAAUCUCUCCAAGAACCACACCAUUCCGAGCGUGAAUGGCGGCAUCUUGUGGGAAGAUUCAGUGAACAAACGGCUCUACCUUUCCGGCGGUGAGUACUACGAGACUCCACCAUCCGAUGACUUUAUUCUCUAUAGUUACGAUAUUCUCUAUGAUGAAUGGGUGCAACAUGGCCCUCCCAAGGGAGCGGGAAUAAUCGAUGCAGUCAGUAGUUAUGGGGCUGGAAUAUCGAUUCCAUCAAGGGGAGAGGCAGAUUACUACGGCGGAUGGCUAAGCAAUAAAUCUGUUCCAGACUGGAAAGGUCUGCCGAGGGCCACGAAUAGAUUGAUCAAGUACAUGAUGGACUCGAAUUCCUGGAAUGCUGGGAUGUUGGUUUAUUUCGGUGGCACCAAAGACUUGUAUGGGAAUGGGACCCUGACGCCGCAGCCCUUGGAUCAGAUCUUCCUAUUCGACGUCGCGAGCGCAACAUGGUACACCCAAAUGACCUCCGGCCACACCCCCAAGAUCAGACGGCGUUUCUGCGGCGGCGCAACCUGGGCACAGGACGGCUCAAGCUAUAACAUCUACAUCUACGGCGGCGCAGGCUUCCCUUCAAAUACGGCAGACUAUGAUGACAUCUAUAUCCUUACUAUCCCUAGCUUCCAGUGGAUCCGAGGCCCAUACCCACCCCCCAAUUACAUCACCGGGGACUACCCAAAGAUGAUGACGAGCUGCAACGUGGUCGACUAUGCGCAGAUGGUUAUCAUUGGCGGCACCAAUUCGGGCAACUACUGCAGCGGGUUGUUGGACGCCAACUUCAAUAUGAACCUCGGCGAACAAAACUCGGACAACGACAUCUGGUGGGAGUACCAGUCCAACUUGACCACGUACGCCGUGCCCACCGACAUCCUGACGGCUGUGGGGGGGCGCCAAUACGGUGGCGCAACCAGGACCGCGCCGACCAGCGGGUUCGACGACCCAGACCUGACGGGCCUUAUGACGCGCACGGCGAGGCCGGCGACAAGAACCCCGACACGCAAGGUCUCUAUCGCUACCACUACUACCACUCCGUCAAACUCCGGGUCUCUGAGCGCGGGGGCCAUAGCGGGCAUUGCGGUCGGCUGUAGCGUGGCUCUCAUCCUCGCGCUGAUAGGAUGUUACUUCUUCAUCCUCCGCAGACGGAAGUCCCUCGACCACAACCGCGUGGUCGCAUCGCCGCCGGUAGACGGGAUGUCGAAGACAUCCCAUCAUGAUGCAGCGAGUCAAGAGCCGGAGCACAGAGACCAGCAGUGGGUAUUGCCGGCAGGGCCCCCUGCUGAGCUGACAAGCGAGCGUGGACUACACUACGGACAUCAGAGCAGCAGUCCCACGAGCGGCAGGUUGCAGAGUGGCUCUGGAGACCCACCUGCUGAGCUGGCGGGUGGGCGUGAACUGCAUGCACUACGGACAUGGGAGCAGUAGUCCCACGAGCAACAUAAUUGAGAGUAGCCCUGGAG
Molecule: messenger RNA, 1706 nt
Organism: Ilyonectria robusta
Lineage: Eukaryota; Fungi; Ascomycota; Sordariomycetes; Hypocreales; Nectriaceae
Exons: 4
Coding region: 1-1671 (556 amino acids)
Molecular function (GO): protein binding
Source: RefSeq, a predicted model, not a curated record